This is a messenger RNA of Ahaetulla prasina, 4314 nucleotides long. RefSeq names its product leishmanolysin like peptidase (gene LMLN). Gene Ontology annotation, cellular component: membrane; cytoplasm. Bases 38 to 2113 code for a protein of 691 amino acids. The transcript is spliced from 19 exons. Gene Ontology annotation, molecular function: metalloendopeptidase activity. Lineage: Eukaryota; Metazoa; Chordata; Lepidosauria; Squamata; Colubridae. The record is from RefSeq and is a predicted model, not a curated record. Gene Ontology annotation, biological process: proteolysis; cell adhesion.
CCUUGGUGACACGGGACUCGGGAAGAAGGAGGCCAAGAUGGCGGCCGCUUCGGCGGCUCGGGAAGUUUUCCUUUUUUCCAGUCCGUUCUCGGCUUUCCUUUUUUUGGCUGAGCUGCUCUUGCUGGCUCAAGCCCCGGCCUUUAACAUCGCCUCUCCCUUCUGUCACCACCACAUCCCCAGUGCCAGGGAGGUUAUUUACAAAGUUUAUCUUAAAGAAAAUCGAGUUAUGAAAAGAAACAUUAAUGAACAGCUAAGAAUUAAGACUGUAUAUGACAAAAGUGUUGAAGAAUUGCUCCCUGAAAAAAAACAUCUUGUAAAGAACAAGCUUUUCCCACAAGCUAUUUCUUAUUUAGAGAAGGCAUUUCAAGUUCGGAAACCUAUGGGUACUCUCCUGUUAAGUAGACAGUGUGUAACAAACCAGUAUUUAAGGAAGAAGGAUGAUCCUCACAGAUACUGUCGAGAAGCCUGUGCAGAACAUACCAAAUGUGGGCCAGUUAUAGUCCCUGAAGAACACCUGCAGCAAUGUAGGGUAUGUAAUACGAAUGGACGGAAUUGUCAAACUGUUGGCGAAGCAGACAAGGAAGGCAUUCGAGAUGCUGAUUUUAUACUGUAUGUUAGUGCUCUAACUACUGAAAGAUGUGGCCAAGAAAACAUCAUCGCAUAUGCAGCAUAUUGUCAGCUAGAAGCAGAUAUGGACAGACCAAUUGCAGGAUAUGCUAAUCUGUGUCCAAAUAUGAUUUCAACCCAACCACAGGAGUUUAUUGGCAUGUUGUCUACAGUAAAACAUGAAAUCAUUCAUGCUUUGGGUUUCUCUGCUGGACUUUUUGCAUUUUAUCAUGACGAUGAUGGAAAUCCUUUGACUGCUAGAUAUGCAAACGGAUUGCCACUAUUUAAUGAAAGCCUUGGUGUUUAUCAGUGGAGUGAUAAAGUUAUACGUAAAGCAGUAAGAUUAUGGGAUGUGCGGGAUAAUAACAUUUUGCCUCAUAAUGUAUUCCUUUUGGUAACUCCUAAGGUAGUUGAGGAGGCAAGAAAACACUUUGACUGUCCACUUUUAGAAGGAAUGGAACUGGAAAAUCAAGGUGGCAUAGGCACAGAGCUUAAUCACUGGGAGAAACGGUUAUUAGAGAAUGAAGCAAUGACUGGAUCACAAACACAGAACAGGGUUUUCUCCCGGAUCACUCUGGCAUUAAUGGAAGACACUGGCUGGUAUAAAGUGAAUUAUAGCAUGGCGGAAAAACUAGAAUGGGGCCGAGGAAAAGGUUGCGACUUUGUGAUGAAAAGCUGCAAGUUUUGGAUCAAUCAGCAACGGAGAAAAAAAGAACCAGUAGCCCCAUAUUGUGACACUCUGAGAAGUAAUCCAUUACAAUUAACAUGCAGGCAGGACCAAAGAGCAGUAGCAGUGUGCAAUUUACAGAAAUUCCCUCAACAGUUGCCUCAGGAAUAUCAGUAUUUUGAUAGUCUGUAUGGCGUGUUGCCAAAAGAUUUGCCUCACUAUGGUGGCUCGGUUGAAAUUGCUGACUAUUGCCCUUUUAGUCAAGAAUUCAGUUGGCACUUAAGUGGUGAAUUUCAGCGCAGUUCAGAUUGUCGGAUACUGGAAAACCAACCAGAUCCUUUCAGAAACUAUGGUGCAGAGAAAUAUGGGCCAAAUUCCAUUUGCCUCAUUCAAAAGUCAGCUUUCGUUAUGGAACAGUGCAGAAAGAAACUGAGUUAUCCUGAUUGGGGUAGUGGCUGUUAUCAGGUUUCUUGCUCUCCCCGUGGACUGACCGUUUGGAUCAAGGACAUGGCAUAUUUGUGCAGUCGCUCAGGUCAAAUUCUCGCAGUGAAUAUUCAGAUGAAUGGAUGGCUACAUAUGGGGAAUCUAAUUUGCCCAGCCUGCUUGGAUUUCUGUGAUUUUUGUCCGCCUGAACAAGAUCCCCCUCCAGUUGCUAAUUUAACAAGAGUUGCACCUAUUGAUUUAUAUUUUCAGCAGCAUUUGGCAGUCUUUGGGGAUUAUAUUAAAGUGGAAAAGUUAAUCAAUGUGUAUGAACGAAAAAAAUUGAGGCUGACAAAUCUUGAGUCGAGACAGACUAUACUGAGUGGGUGCCCUUAUCUAGUACAACUUGUUCCUGAUUGAAAAUUUUUCUUCUGCUUGGAUGACCACAUGGCCAACUUUAGAGGUUAACCCUUUCACUGAUGGCCUCUUCAGUUUGUACACGCACAAAUCUGCUUCGAAGAGAAAAUACCCAAAGAAGAAAGAAGGAAGCUUUGCAGCUGGUAUCAAUAUUGAAAUUAGAAGGAGGAGUUCUGGAUGACGUCGUGGUGAGAUCAGACGUGAGGAGCAGGUUUCCAUGCGUCCGAGCCAAGUUCUCCCUGUUAGAGGGCUCCGAAAGGAGCUAAAGACACCCUGUAGGGGAGGUGAAGAAAAGAGGGGAGCCCUGCAGGUCACCGAGAGCAGCAACUCUUCCACUCGACUCAGGGUUUCUUCCCUCUCAUCUACAAUGAGAAGAAGAGGGAGCCAUCAUGGCUGUCAUGAAGCUGGGACAUCCAAGGCAACAAAGAAAUGUGCAGGAGUGGUGUAGAUGAACAGUGACUGGAGUGGGGGAGAAAAUUCCUUUUUUAUUUAGACCCUAACUUUAAAAGAAAAAAAAGAGGAAAAUCCAGGAAAAGAAACUCUUAGAAUUAUUUCUUAAAGUGCAAACAACCAUAGACAGAAAAAUCCUAGAAAAAAACCAAAAGGAAGAAACUAAAGGGACAAAAGCUUUAGCUUUUAAAACAUAGAAAAUUGGACUUUUAAACUGGGUAGGCAUUGUUUUGGAAAGGCAUUAUAAAAUGCUGGAACUAUCUACUUGAAUAGCCAACUUUAUGAUUACCGGAGACUCUAUUGUGAGAAUAAGGAAGACUCUUAAAUAAAGUAAAGUAAAGUGACUAUUGAGUAAGGGCAGGACUUACUAAAAUAAGACAAGAAGCUCCACCAGGGGGAAAUAAGUGAAAUUUCAAAAGAAAUGGAGUUGAUGUUUCAAAGCAUUAGGGAUACUAUGACAAAGAAUCACAGAGAUAUAAAGAACCUAUUGAAAGGCAUAAAUGGGAAAAUAGAAAAUAUCCUGCAACGGAUAAUGAAUGAAGAUCAAAGAGUCCAGGAUAGAGAGGAGACAGUAGAAGAAUGGAGGAAAAGACAGAACAGACAAACCAGCAAAUAAAGCAAGAAGAUGAGAAGGAGAAGACAAUAAAGAUAAUAAUGACUGAUGAAAUAAACCAAGAGGAAAGUACCUUAAGAGAUUUAAAAAUAGAAUCUGAUAACCUGGAAGAUACUUUUGAAAGGGAGAUAGGGGCAUAAUAAUAUAAUAGGAUGAUUGGUACUAGAAUGGCGUACUGAGACUUUGAAUAACCAAAUAAUGAAAAACUAUGCCUUAAUAUAAACAUGUGUAUUAACACUUGGGUUAGUAAUGGUGGCCUGACGAGAAGCUAGAAUAGAGGUAAAAAUAAGAAAUAGGGGAAAUAUUAGCAAAUAUAAUUUUUAUAUAAUAGAAUAUAAGUAAUAACUAGAUGGAAAGAUUAGAGGUUGAAAGAUGGUAUUACUAUGUACGUUUAAUAAUAUCAUCGGCAUUAAAAUGGAACACUGAAAUAUUGAACUACUCUAAAACAAACAUAAUAUAAUUGUAUAUUAUGCAUGCAUAAUAUAGGAUUAUAUAAGCUUGAUUAAUUUAACAAAUAUUAUUAUUAUUAUUCUAUUUAUAUCAAAAUGAAUUAUACCCAGAUGCCACACUUUUCAUGUAUUGAUAAUGAUGUAUAUUUAAAAACAAAAAUCCAAUAAAACUUUUUUAAAAAAAUAUUGAGACUGAAAGUAAAUGGAGCAAGUAAACUGGAGGAAGCUGGAACACGUUAUCAACAGAUCAAGAAAGUCUAUCAGCUGCUGGGCAAAAGCCUUCAGAUACCCGUAAUGCAUAGAGUUACAUGAUUUUCUUCAAGAUUGAAUAAUCAUUUAAGCAAAACAACACUGCCUUCAGAAUGUGGAUUUCUGGGAGAAUGGCCAAAUUGGAUGUCUGGUUAACAAAGCUCUUCUAUUGUAUAGUAGAAAUGUAAAGCUUUAUGUAAACUGAAAGAUGAUUAACAGAGACUUCAUGAAAAGAGCAGGGUGGGGUAAAAUCAAGAGAAAAAUGGAUUUACUCAGUGUAAACAUUAUUAAAGACUCAGCUUGUAAAUCAGGUAUUAUCAACUGAAAAUAUGUAAUAAGUGUUAACCCACGGGAGUUUGCUGCCUGGGACAAAAAGUUUAUAAUCAAGUUAUUUUGGGACCUGGAACUGUCCCAAAGAGCCAACAAACAGAUAUCAGAGAAAG